AGGAGCUUUUCAUAUGUCUGUCUUGUCUUCUUGCAGGUUCCCAAAGACAUCAUAGAAGAUGUGAUUUCACUAAAAUGCCCUGGAGUACCACCUCUCCAGAGCUGCCAGCAGACCGCACUGGGGCUGACUGUUCAGUUACAGAGACCUGCUGCCUUCCAGCAGGUCCUGAAUUCUAUUGCCGAGUUCACAAAGCCUUCCCAGUCAGCAAGUGCGCAGAGUAUCAUCCUCAACUGCACACCCCUCCGGAGCCGGAGAAGCCUGGACAUGCUUAGCCUGAGCAAUCUGAGAGCCAUUCUAGUAACUGACCACUUGGCUGAAGUGCUCAGAAUACAGGGGAUGAAUGUCCACCUGGCUCCUGCUGUGCCUGACGAAGGAAUCCAGAAGUUCCUGCACCAGCUGAGAGUUGACUGGCCCUCAGAGUUGGAAACGACAUUCAUUCCUGAGGAUGUUUUGGCCUUGAAGCAAGUCCUCAGCCAGUGCCCUCAUGCUACAGUCCCAGGACCGGAGCCAGGGCAGACGAGGCUGGCUGAUGAUGUCAUAUUUAAAGUGCAUUUGAAAAACUUCCUGGCGCAGCAGAGCUUGGAGGGCUAUGACCCCAACCUAGAUGUGUGUCUUGUGACUGAGGAGAAACUGCAGGUCCUGGCAGAGCUGCGACAGAUGGCCCUGCGCUGUGCGGUGAGUAACCCUGCUGCUCUGGUAAACAGGGAACCCAGAGCGCCUGCCCUGCUCCUUCCUGGGCUUGGUGGGAGCACAUCUAACCAGGCUGCUGCUUUGCUGCAGGGCACGGGGCCGGGAGGCUGCUGCAGGGUGGUGCAUGUGGUGAGCUGUGAGGGCGAGUUUCAGCAGCAGCAGGUGGAUUUGCUCUGGAGGAUGUUGGACCUGGGAGCUCACACAGCCUUGCAGAAACACCUCGUCUGUGGGCCAGUGAAGGUGGCUAACUCCCCCCCUCCUGUGGGGGCACCCCAGUACUUCCAGUAAGUUGGCACUUACCAGGACUCUGCUGCAGCCGUUCAACCGAGCGCGUUUCACUGCGUUCUGCUCAGGUGGCUGAUAAUCAGGGUGUUUAGUCCUUCUGUAAAAGUGCUGGCCAACCGGCCGG
Messenger RNA from Terrapene triunguis (Three-toed box turtle), 1099 nucleotides. Its product is annotated as DALR anticodon-binding domain-containing protein 3-like. The transcript has 4 exons. NCBI's taxonomy places the organism in Eukaryota, Metazoa, Chordata, Testudines, Emydidae. The record is from RefSeq and is a predicted model, not a curated record. Gene Ontology annotation, biological process: tRNA C3-cytosine methylation. Gene Ontology annotation, molecular function: tRNA binding. The annotation marks the transcript as partial.